UGUCUUUUGGCGGCCGAAACUGUCCCGACCGAAAAAACAUCUGCACAGAAUAGGAUCAAACUAGGGACCUAAUCAUGCCCGCACACACGACCGACCCAACCGCUAUAUCGUCUCUGCAAGCGCAGGAAGCUGCAGAGUACCUCAGCAAGAACAAGGUGCACCAGAUCGUGCAGCAGCUGGUGUGUGCUUGCUUGUAUGAGCGGCCAGAUGACCCAAAAGAGUUCAUGGUCCGGAAAUUGGAGGAAAUGCGGAAUGCGAGGGCGCGAGGCCAGUCGUUAGUUCUCUUCACUCGCGAGAAUCUGGUGGCCUUGUUUCGCAUCUUCGACGUUACGAGCAGGGGAGCUAUCACAAAGCAGCAAUAUGACCAAGCCAUGAAGAACAUUGGUGCAUACGACAAAGCGAACGCAAGGCCUAGCGGGAUCGAGCAGGACCUCAUCCGGCAGGAGACAUUUGUUGAAGAGGCCGCUGCCGCUUUGAGUAAGCUCAGAUGAAUCAAGGCGAUGGAAAGAAGCACAUGUACAUACAUUGAUUCGGACAUCUUGACGGCCGUGCGAAACUGGACAUCGUUUCUCGGACGACGGUCGCUGCAGUGUGGGUCAAAUACAGGCAAUACAGGCAAUGAUGAUAUGCUGUCGAAUUCUCAGUGAUUCCAAUUCA
Messenger RNA from Fimicolochytrium jonesii, 657 nucleotides. RefSeq lists its product as uncharacterized. The record is from RefSeq and is a predicted model, not a curated record. The coding region runs from base 75 to 491 and encodes 138 amino acids. Gene Ontology annotation, molecular function: calcium ion binding. The transcript has 5 exons. NCBI's taxonomy places the organism in Eukaryota, Fungi, Chytridiomycota, Chytridiomycetes, Spizellomycetales, Powellomycetaceae.